AUCAUCACUUGUCGAUCAGGAACAAAUAAACAGACUGGUGUCUUCCUCAGUCAAAGAUGGCGACCGGAAAGGAUGUUCGAGAUAUAUUUGCAAUCUCACAAGGGCAAUCUUCCUCCAGUACAAGCAAUGGAAAUAGGAGUAAUACGGCAAAUCGAAACAAUGCCGGAACGUCCUCAAAUCCAAGUAAGAAGAAAAAACCAAAAGUGGAUGGAAUCUCGCGUGAAUUGUACGCACUUUUAGGCGACAACACUCCAAGCUUGACAUUUGCACAAGGAGGAGGGAUUGGUUCGGGUAAUGUCGGUGGAGAAAGUCAAGAAUCAGGUAGAUUCAUGCCAAAGUUCAAAAAACGUCCACAAAAAACACAAAAAUGGACUUUUGCACCUUUUCGUAAUCCGGCUAGACAAGACAGUCUGACAUUACGUCAUUGGCUUCCCGAACUUGAACAGGAACAGAUAGAACAACAAUAUUCACAAAAUAAGGAGCAAGGUAAAACGGGUGAUUUUGACUUGCCAUCGGGGGAAGCGGAUGACAUUCCUAGGAUUUACAGAUUUUCUGAUCAGAACACCGAUUCGGGCGUCUAUCGAUAUUCAAACGACGAAUACCACCAACACUUACGCGAUGAAGAUUGGACGAAAGAAGAGACAGACUACUUGAUGGACUUGUGUUCUUCGUACGACCUGCGAUUUGUGGUCAUUACAGAUCGAUACGAAUGGCCCGGGAAAGAAAGAUCGAUGGAAGAUUUGAAAGCGCGAUAUUAUGCCAUUUGCAGACGAUUGAUCAGAUCACGAAUCUCUACAGAUGAUAUGGACGCUCGUCAACAGCUUGUGUCCACAUAUUCAUUCGAUCGUACACGAGAAGUGGAACGGAAAAAGCACGUUGCCAGAUUGUUCAGCAGAACACCACAACAAUUAGCCGAAGAAGAAGCACUUUACGUAGAAGCAAGAAGGCUGGAACAGAAUGAAGCCAAAUUUGCUGCUGAACGGGAGGAGCUACUUCGUCUUUUGGGUGGAUGGGAACGAUUGCCGAACGUGCGUAGCGAAACAGUGGCAGCUGCUGGUUCUGGGGUUGGUGGAGCAACACCGGAAGAAGAAGCAUCAGCAGAAGCAAACCGUAAAGCGAAUCGUAAGCGUAAGGCAGCAGGAGAAGUUGACGAAGAUGGAUCGUCAUCUAAAACUGGAGACAGCGCUUCUACACCUUCAGGACCUCUCACAGCUAAGCAAAAAGCAGAAUUACGCAGCAAGCACUUUGAUGAAGUACAUAACAUCGUCCGAUUUGAUCCACAAGCUGCGGCCGCUUUGGCGAACAGCAAGCCACCUUAUCCACACUUGACUGGAACGCCAUCGACAUAUCCACCUGUCGCACAAGUAUCGAACAAUUCUGCUGCUUCACAUGGAGCCUACCUUCGUUCGACACGUAUGUUAAUGCCAAGGUCAAAUUUAGCACUGAAAACACAAGAAGCAUUGGCAGAAUUACGACCUCCGAUCUCGUUGCGGUUAACGUUCCCAACGCAAUCGAACUGUGAGAAAUGGGAAGGCGUUGUUGGAGCGGUAACGAGUGGAUUGGAAAUGAAACGUCAAUUAGAUCGUGUUCAAUCGGAAUUACGAAUCGCCCAAAUGCGAUCACAAGGAAUAGCGCCACCGCCAACGGCACCACAACAAGCAGGUUCUGUCAGAGCGCCAAGUGCAACUCCUUCGAAUGCCAGACGUCCUAGCAUAGCUGGCAGAAGUGUAACUCCUCAAAUUUCCGUUUCAACGGCUGAAGGCACGACAGAACCAUCUGCACCGAUUUCCUAAAAAAUUCAUGUAUCAUUAGUGUAAUUUAUAACCCGAGUGGUUGACAGAUGGAAUUGAGUUAGUGUAC
Meira miltonrushii is the source of this 1860-nucleotide messenger RNA. RefSeq lists its product as uncharacterized. Gene Ontology annotation, molecular function: transcription corepressor activity. The transcript has a single exon. Gene Ontology annotation, cellular component: Swr1 complex; NuA4 histone acetyltransferase complex. The record is from RefSeq and is a predicted model, not a curated record. The coding region runs from base 57 to 1793 and encodes 578 amino acids. Gene Ontology annotation, biological process: DNA repair; chromatin remodeling; negative regulation of transcription by RNA polymerase II. Lineage: Eukaryota; Fungi; Basidiomycota; Exobasidiomycetes; Exobasidiales; Brachybasidiaceae.